CUCUCGCGGAUAUCGAAAACAUACGCCAUGUUAAUUCAAGAGUCGUACAAAGAUGUGCCCACCCAGGCCGGUGGUGAUAUGAGAAUCUUCCUCUUCCACCCCACCAUUCCGAACUACCCCAAAGCCAAGUUUCCCGGCGUCGUCGUAUUUUCCGAGAUCUACCAAGUAACCGGCCCCGUAUCCCGCUUUGCCCGCCAAAUCGCCUCACAAGGCUACAUCGUCGCAGCACCCUCCUCCUACCACGAAUUCACAGGCCCCGAACCCCUCGCCUACGACGGCCCAGGCACAGACGCAGGCAACGAGUGGAAAAUAACCAAAAAAGUAUCAGCCUACGACGAAGACGCCACCCUAAGCGUCGACACUCUCCUCUCGCUGCCAACAUGCACGGGCCGGAUCGGAGCCACCGGCAUGUGCCUCGGUGGACACCUCGCCUACCGCUGCGCACUGGACCCGCGCGUCUCCGCCGCAAUCUGCUACUUCGCAACCGACAUGCACAGCCGCAGCCUGGGCGCGGGCAAAGCCGACGACUCGCUCGCGCGUGCGCGCGACAUCAGGGGCGAACUCGUCAUGAUCUUCGGGAAGCUGGAUAACCAUGUGCCGCCCGAGGGCAGGGAUUUGAUCCGCAAGAUGCUGCAUGAGGCGGGCGUGACGUUUAGCUUUUUCGAGCCCGCAUGGGCGCAGCAUGCGUUUAUUCGCGAUGAGCUGAGCAAGGGACGCUACGAUCCUGCGCUGUCGGGCAUAUGCUUCGAGAUGCUGAAGGAGCUGUUUGGCCGGACGCUGCGCUCCGAUCUAGGACCAUGUAGUGGUGAGGACAUCGAGGUGGAGAACGUGUGCUAAAACGGGGCGACGGCUAGGUGUCCUCAAGAGGAAGGGGAUUGCGAGGACUGAAUUCUCCCAGUCUACCUUAAGUUCGACGGUUCAGGGAUAAUUAUACAAUUACGAUAUCCCACAUGAACAUGAGCCCUCACAUACACGGCAAGCCAUCGGACU
Molecule: messenger RNA, 990 nt
Organism: Trematosphaeria pertusa
Lineage: Eukaryota; Fungi; Ascomycota; Dothideomycetes; Pleosporales; Trematosphaeriaceae
Product: alpha/beta-hydrolase
Exons: 5
Coding region: 28-837 (269 amino acids)
Molecular function (GO): hydrolase activity
Source: RefSeq, a predicted model, not a curated record